Cucumis sativus (cucumber) is the source of this 1730-nucleotide messenger RNA. RefSeq lists its product as uncharacterized. The record is from RefSeq and is a predicted model, not a curated record. The transcript has 4 exons. The coding region runs from base 681 to 1328 and encodes 215 amino acids. Lineage: Eukaryota; Viridiplantae; Streptophyta; Magnoliopsida; Cucurbitales; Cucurbitaceae.
CAUUAAAACAGUUCAACACAAACAGAAAUUCAUUCCCUUUUCUCUUUCCAAAAAAACAAACAAUUAAUAAUAAAGAAAAAAAGUUAUACACAUCACUCACACAAUUCACUGAAUUUUUGUUCUCAAGAUUUUUCACCAUCCACACAUCAAUGGAAUCCUCUUUCUAUAUCUCAUCAAUGGCCCAGUUGGACCAAACCAAAAAUUCUUCUCUCCAACAAAUUCCUAAUUCAAUCAGAGAAAAACUGCCUAAAUUUCUCUUCUUUCUCUCUCUCUCAACUUCCCUGAAUCACCCUCCGAUUUGGGUUUUUUCUCCCUUCCCUUCUUAGUUCUCUUCUAGGUUAAGAUUUAACCAAAACCCUUCAUUCUUUUCGCCCCCCCUUUUUUUUUCCUUUUCCGCCAUUGUUUCUCCUUCUUCUCCUCAUUCUCUUUUCUGGGUCAUCUCUUUUUUCGACCAUCGUUUCGAUUUUUCUCUUUUAAUCGAAUGAAGAAAGCUCGAAAAGGGGUGGCUGCGAAUUCAAUGGCGUGUGCUCUGUUUGAGAGUUCGAUGGUUGGGAUCAAACAUCAAAGUCUCUUGCAGGAUUACGAGGAGUUGCAUAACAGAUAAUGAGGGUAUAGCUUGUGAAAAUAUUUUACGUAGAACUUGACCAGUUGAAGCAUUUUCAUCUCAGGAAACAGAAGCCAUGAAGAAAAAACUACUGAUUGCGAAGCGGAAAAAGGAAACCCUUUUGGAUGAAGUUCGAUUCCUGAGGCAUAGAUAUGAAUUGUUGAAGAAGCAGCCUGCAAACAUCCAGCCAAAGGUUGGUUUCAAGCGGCCACGGAACCUUGAACUCAAACCUCCCACCGUUAAGAAAGAAAAGAGUUCACGGAAAAGAGAAGCUUCUUUGAAGCCGCUUGCUCAAGCUCAUGACGUAAACCAAAGGGGAGGAAUCUACAAUGGGGUUGAAGCCUCUUCUCGAAAAUCUCAGUCGUUUUUCGACCUAAACCAGAAGUCAAAUACGUGCAGCAAGAAGGAAGUCAUUGUGAACAGUUCUUUUCCUACUUUUGACCAGAAAGAGAGAGUAUACAGAGCACAUGAAGCUGCUGCCAACAGGAACAUGACCCCGGUUUUCGACCUUAACCAGAUUUCGAGGGAGGAAGAAGAACUGCAAGCUGGUUUCAAACCAGUGAGACUGGAGGACGAGCCGAAGAAUAUCUUCCCAAGAAGCGAACACGAUGCAAAGAACAGCGAGUUGGUGUUAUCAUCAAUGUGUAGGAAUGAUGAUAAUGGAUCAAACAGAGCAGGAAAAAGGAAGAUCUCAUGGCAAGAUCAAGUGGCUUUAAGAGCAUGAAGUCCUCUCUAAUUGAAAAAAUCAUUGAGGAUCCUUCAUUUGCAUAGUCUGCAUAGGUGCAAAAACUCUGAUUCCUUGAAAUCCCAUUAUUUUUAUUUUUUUCAUAAUUCAAGCGAGAAAAUGGUGACCAUUCAUGUUGAAUGACUUUCUAAGUGCUUAAAAAUGUUUGACAAGAAAUUUUUAAGUACUUAGAAAGUCAUUACAAAUAGUUCAUACCUAAAGUCGUAGUUAGUGGUAGGUAAUUAUUGUGAUGGGAAUUAAUGAAAGAAUGUCUGAAAUUUCGAUUUCUUCAUCUCAGGACUAUGGUUGCGAAUUGUUUAAAAAGCGGCAUAGGAAUAAAAUUGUGUACAAUAUUUGUUCUAACUUUUAUCAUCAAUACUACUUUCUAACAACUUCACGUUA